AAGUUUACCGACUCAGUGAAAAUGAACGAAGGUAUCCUUUCAAACCUUCUGGAAUCACACUUAAAAAGAUUCAUUUUCGUUCCCCUUCUCUCUAUUUCUCUUUGAUCUCAUCACAAUCAUGCUUCACCCAAAGCACCAAGGCUACUUUCAUUUAUAUCUUGUGCUCCUAAAGGCACACCAUCAUUAUCAUCUUCAUUCUUCGCUUUCUCUAUCUUCCAACUCCCAACUUUAACUUGUCUGGAUCCAAUUUUUGCUUCAUUUUUCCCUUCAAAAUUUUCUGCAUCUUUCGCUUUUCCACUCUCACUCUUCUUCAUUUUACCUUGUUACUCUUUCUUUUACUUACAGCAUCCUUAUCUCCAUCCUCAUCCUCAUCCAUAUCUGCGCGGUCUUUUCUCCCAUUUUUGCGUUCUAUUCUCACUCUUUUUUUCGUUCUCCCAAGUUUCUCUUUUCCAUCAUGAAACUUGUCAGAAGAACAAGAAGAAGAUGAAAGAAGGAAAGAAAGAAAGCAAAAGAAACUCAUUGGAAUAAAUUUCAUUGUAAGCAUCUCUAUUUUCAUAUCAUGUGUGCUUCCAUAUCAUCUAUUCAAAUAGGAUUUAAAUGAUUUAACUUGUAUAAUCAUCACCAUCAUCAUCAUCAUAAUCAUAAUCAUCUUCACCUUCAUCACCAACAGAACCAUUAUCAUCGACCUCAUCUUCACUUUCCAGUGCACGAGAAAAUAAACAAAAGAAACAAAAUCAACGAGGUAAACAUAGAAAAAUAGUUUUUUUCGUUAUUCAAUUGUUAAAGUCACCUUGCAAUCAACAUCAUACAGUUUCAUGAUUCAUGUGGCCAAUACUUCAUCAUUGUUGAAACAAAAGGUUCAUUAUAAUUUACCAUCAACAAAAAUCUCAGUGAUUGUGGAGUAAAAGUGAAAACAAAUUAGUCACAAUCAUGGCAAUGAUACGAGCAGGAGGUGGAGGUGGACUAAACACUGGACCAUGGGCUGAGUUGAUGGAAAAAUUUCGUGAAAAGCAACAUGUUCAAUCGAAGCGCGAUCAACAAUCAUUGCCAAAGGUUGCAACUGACAAUCUAUUGGAAAGAACUCGAUCUGAUGCUGGCAUUGAAUUCGGACCUCGUCACCGAUUUGAGCAGAUAAGCCAUGAUCAUACGCUUUGUGAACGGGUAAUAAUCAAUGUUAGUGGAACAAAAUUUGAAACUCAAUUACGAACUUUAAAUGUUUUUCAAGAUACUCUUUUAGGUGAUCCUUUACGAAGAAUAAGAUAUUUUGAUCCAAAUCGAAAUGAAUACUUUUUCGAUCGAUGCCGAGUUGCCUUUGAAGCUAUCCUCUAUUAUUAUCAAAGUUGCGGUCGCCUUCGCAGGCCUGGUAAUGUUCCGUUGGACAUUUUUGUGGAAGAAGUUAAAUUUUAUGAACUGGGGGAAGAAGCGCUGGAAAAGUUGAAAGCUGAUGAAGGUUUUGCAGCUGAUAAAGAGGAGAGACCUUUACCAACCAAUGAACUUCACCGUAAAUUGUGGUUACUCUUUGAGCAUCCUGAAAGUUCGCAGGCUGCUCGAAUAGUUGCCAUUACUUCAGUUUUAGUCAUCAUUGUAUCAAUUGUUAUCUUUUGCCUGGAAACAUUGCCACAGUAUAAGCAUUAUAAAAUAUUCACAACAUUCGACAAUAAAACUCGAGUCAUUGAAAACGACGUGCCAUCAACUUCGAACCCCUUUUUCAUCAUUGAAUCCCUGUGCAUUGUUUGGUUUCUCGUCGAGUUUCUCAUUCGUUUAUUUGCCUGUCCAUCUAAAAUUGAGUUUAUAAAGGACAUUAUGAAUGCAAUCGACUUUAUGGCAAUCGUUCCAUUCUUCAUAACACUUGGAACUGUUUUUGCUGAUAAAGAAGAACCCAAAACCUUUAGUGGUGAAAAACAAAAUCAAGGAGCUUCCCUGGCCAUUCUCAGAGUUAUCCGUUUGGUUCGAGUUUUUCGAAUUUUCAAGCUUUCUCGACACUCCAAGGGCUUACAAAUAUUGGGAAUGACUUUGAAAGCUUCUCUUCGAGAAUUGGCCUUAUUGAUAUUUUUCCUUCUCAUUGGUGUUAUCCUUUUCUCUUCAGCCGUUUACUAUGCUGAAGCUGGAUCCGAACGAUCCUAUUUCAAGUCAAUACCUGAUGCCUUCUGGUGGGCUGUAGUCACCAUGACCACUGUCGGCUACGGAGAUAUGGUUCCACUUGGUGUUUGGGGUAAAAUGGUUGGCUCACUGUGUGCCAUUGCUGGUGUACUUACUCUAGCCCUGCCUGUGCCUGUGAUAGUUUCCAAUUUUAAUUAUUUUUACAAUCGUGAGAUGGGCUCGGAAGAUUUAAACAACAUCAACCUGCAUCAUGUCAAGAGUUGCCCUUAUAUUGGGCUUUAUCCUUAUCAAACAAGCUCAUACACAAUGGAUCCAGAUGAAGACAAUGCAUCUCAAACGUCUUUCCCUGAUGUUUCCAAUCAUCAUCAAAUUUCAUGUCAACCCUAUCAUCAUCAUCCUCACCAACAACACGACCAUCAUUCCCACUCAUCUAACCAGCAAUACUAUCAUCAUCCCAAUACCUAUCAAUCAGAUGGCCUAAUUUAUAAUAAAUUAGAUACUGACAAUGAUCCAAACAACUCAGAUUAUCUAGACUGUGAUUCAAUUAUGCAAUAUGAUAUAACUCAAUUAAUAAAUCAAAAAAGGCAAACUUGACUUUCUUUGUUCAUUUCUUUUUGUCACUCCCUUCAUCUUGGACAUAAUCUAUUGCAUCAUUACCACCACUUUGACCAUAAAUCCAAACUCGAGUAACUCAUUCGCAUCAAUGAAUAAACAUUUUUUUUCACAUUCAUUUCAACAUGUUGAUAUCAGUAACUCUAUGCCUUUUCACUCGAAAUUGAAUAAACAACAGCCACUGAAUGAUAAUUUUUUGAUCGUUUUCUGCUUGUUUCAUUGGUUUGCAAAUAAUCGUAUCAUAAUUGUUAUAUUUCAUUGUUACAAUCAUUUUUGUGGGUUUUAUGACUUUUCUAUUUUAAUUGUAAAAAAUCUGUCUUUUGAUGAGCAAAAUUAAAGUUUAUCUUUAC
This is a messenger RNA of Tetranychus urticae (two-spotted spider mite), 3062 nucleotides long. RefSeq names its product potassium voltage-gated channel subfamily A member 1-like. Gene Ontology annotation, molecular function: delayed rectifier potassium channel activity; protein binding. Lineage: Eukaryota; Metazoa; Arthropoda; Arachnida; Trombidiformes; Tetranychidae. Gene Ontology annotation, biological process: protein homooligomerization; action potential; potassium ion transmembrane transport. The record is from RefSeq and is a predicted model, not a curated record. Gene Ontology annotation, cellular component: voltage-gated potassium channel complex; membrane.